AUGGCUGGAUUACAGAGAUCUGCAGUAUCAUUCAGGCGACAGGGAUCCUCGGGAUUAGUAUGGGAAGACAAAUUCUUGAAUGAAUUGGCUCGAAUGGCUAAUCAAAAAGAUGAAACUGAAAAUAAAGCUCAACAAGAACAAGAAGUUAAAGAAGAACCAGCAGCAGAAGCACCACCACCUAGGAAUUCAUCCAGAACCGCCGGAUUGACGAUCGAAAGAAGCCGAUCCAACGGCGGAGGAAGGGGAUACCGUACCGGAAGAGUGUCUCCGGCGAUAGAGCCGCCGUCUCCCAAGGUUUCGGCUUGUGGGUGUUGCAGCGCUUUCGCGAAAAAUGACAAGAACCGCCGCCGGCCACCCAAGUCCGGCAAGCGUAAGAUGUAA
Molecule: messenger RNA, 381 nt
Organism: Fraxinus pennsylvanica
Lineage: Eukaryota; Viridiplantae; Streptophyta; Magnoliopsida; Lamiales; Oleaceae
Source: the annotation of a GenBank genome assembly